AUGGCACACCGCAUCGGUCGCAGAAAGAACGUCAAGAAGGGAUUUCAGUUCACCCUUAUGGUUGUCGGUGCCUCUGGUCUCGGCCGCACCACCUUCAUCAACACGCUGUGCGAUGCUGAUGUUGUCCCCAAGCGCGAGUGCGACGAGCCCGAGAUGGCUCAUGUCGAGGAGGCCAUCAAGAUCAAGCCCUACACCGUCGAGCUCGACGAGGAUGGUGUCAAGAUCUCGCUCACCGUUGUCGAUACUCCCGGCUUUGGCGACAUGAUUGACAACGAAUACUGCUUCCAAGAGAUUCUGGGAUAUCUGGAAAGACAGUACGAUGAUAUUUUGUCGGAGGAGUCCAGGAUUAAGCGUAACCCUCGCUUCCGCGACAACCGUGUCCACGCCCUCCUCUACUUUAUCACCCCCACCGGUCACAGCUUGAGAGAGAUCGACAUUGAGUUGAUGAAGCGUCUCAGCCCCAGAAUCAACGUUAUCCCUGUCGUCGGAAAGGCCGAUACCUUCACCCCCCAAGAGCUUGCUGACUUUAAGAAGAGGGUCAUGGAGGACAUUGAGCAUCACAACAUCCCAAUCUACAACUUCCCCUACGACCCCGAAGAGGAUGAUGAGGAGACCAUUGAUGAGAACAGCGAAUUGCGAUCCCUUCUCCCCUUCGCCUUGAUCGGAUGCGAGGAGGAGAUCAUGGUCAACGGCCGCAAGGUCCGAGGCAGACAGUACCCUUGGGGUAUUGUUGAGGUCGACAACACCCAGCACUGUGACUUUGCCAAGUUGCGCUUUGCCCUUCUCAGCUCGCAUUUGCAGGACCUCAAGGAGAUCACUCACGACUACCUCUACGAGAACUACCGUACCGAGAAGCUGUCUCGCAGUGCGGAGAACUUGUCCGACUAG
This is a messenger RNA of Linnemannia hyalina, 888 nucleotides long. The record is from the annotation of a GenBank genome assembly. NCBI's taxonomy places the organism in Eukaryota, Fungi, Mortierellomycota, Mortierellomycetes, Mortierellales, Mortierellaceae.